Fusarium vanettenii 77-13-4 is the source of this 723-nucleotide messenger RNA. RefSeq lists its product as uncharacterized. The transcript has 2 exons. The record is from RefSeq and is a predicted model, not a curated record. NCBI's taxonomy places the organism in Eukaryota, Fungi, Ascomycota, Sordariomycetes, Hypocreales, Nectriaceae. The coding region runs from base 1 to 723 and encodes 240 amino acids.
AUGGCCACCGCCACACAGGCAGACGACAUAUCAACCUCAUGGCAGGGACGUUGCCCAGGAAUGGUUUUCGCGCGCGCCAUCAUUAAAACGCUAACGUCAACGUCAAGCCCACUCCUCGACGAUCGAUCUGGGGGCACAGAGGAGGAAUCACUCCAACCAGAGGAACCCACCUCUCAACAAAUCGAGACAUACAACGAGCUUUGCCAAUCUAUCCUCGACGUCUGUAAGAACGGGCCCUUUGAGGAGAGAUUGAACGCAGACACCCAUCCGAGCAGUGAAGCUUUCGUGAGGGUUCCCGAACUAUCGGAACUAGCAAAGAUUUCCGGAGGAACCUUUUUCAUCGAUGAGAAUACAGGCAACAUUUGUCGGAAUCGCGUGUCUUCUAUGGCACAUCUAUUUCUUCAGACCUGUCCCGGCGAUGAGAACAGCGGUUGGGGCCCCUUGGUGCAGGGCAUGCUACGAGAGGCAAUAGAAAGAACCCCGGACGCAGAUGAGCUUGAGGAGAUCGCUGGCAUGAUCUAUUUCCGGUGGGAAUUGGGGUUGCUUGCCGAUUACAUGGUUGAGGCGUUCGGGCUUCCAAAGCCAGGAGGAGAGAUUUGCAUCUUGUGGGACAGCCGAGAUCAGCGCUCGAAAGUUGACAACUACCAAUUACACAGCAUGAUCUUUGGCCGUCUGAAGCGGUCGCCCUCAAAGACCUUCCGGAACCUGACACCAACCAACUAA